CCCUGCAUGCAAAAAAAUAGAUCGAGACUCUCUUUGGUCCUCUUUUAAUAUGUCCUCGUCUCAAUUGAAUUGGUCUUCCAGUGAUUGCUGCAAAUGGGAAGGCAUCACUUGUGAUUCAGCUGCACGAGUUAAACAUAUAUCGCUUCCCUUCAAAGGGCUCAAACUCAAAGAAGGUUUUUUCUCCUCUUCUUCACUAGGCAAUCUUACACAUCUCACCCUCCUCAAUCUCUCCCACAAUUCACUUUAUGGUUCAUUUGAUCAAGCCGGAUUCUUUCCAUAUUUGAGUCGGCUUGAAAUCUUAGAUUUGAGCUAUAACAUUCUUGUUGGAGAGCUACCAUUUUCCUUACUAUCCAGUAGAAUGCGGAUACUGGAUUUGUCCAGCAACCACUUCCAUGGUUUAGUCCCAUCUUCAUUCUUCCAAGAAGCUUUGAAUUUGACAAGUUUUAAUAUCAGUAACAACACCUUCUCAGGUUCCAUCCCAUCCUCUAUUUGUCUUCAUUCAAUUCCCUCCAUACAACUAUUGGACUUUUCCUCCAACAGUUUCAAUGGUAGCAUUUCUGGUGGGAUAGGAAAGUGUUCGAAACUUCGAAUUUUUCGUGCUGGUCAUAAUAACCUCUCAGGAGUACUCCCAAAUGAUAUCUAUAAUGCCUCCAAGCUGGAAGAAAUUUCAUUACCUCAUAAUUCACUGUAUGGAGAUAUCAGUGAAAGAAUCGCCAACCUCACCACUCUUACCUCCCUGGACCUUAACACUAAUGGAUUCACUAGCAUGCUCCCUGUUACUAUAGGUAGGCUCUCCAAAUUGAAACUAUUGUUCCUUCAUUUCAACCAUCUAAAUGGUUCUUUGCCCUCAUCUUUGAUGAAUUGUACCAACCUCAUAGAGUUGAAUUUGGCAUACAACAAUUUAGAAGGAAACAUUUCGGUGCUUAACUUUUCCCAACUUAGUCAGCUUACCAAACUGGAUCUGGGGACAAAUAACCUCACCGGUGUCAUUCCGAGAAGCCUUUACUCAUGCAAGUCCCUGAAAGCAAUUCGGAUAAGCUAUAACAAGCUAGAGGGAGAAAUACAUCCUGAUAUUCGGUCGUUGAAAUCAUUGUCGUUCUUGUCCCUUGGUCACAAUAGAUUGACCAAUAUCACAGGGGCAAUGACGCUACUGAUGCAUUGCAAAAGCCUAGUCUUCCUUGCCUUUCCAGGUAGCUUUGUAGGCGAGGAAAUGCCAGAUUAUCUUGGCAUGGGUGAUUCUGAUGGGUUCCAAAACCUUCGAUUUUUAUCUCUCGUCGAUUGUGAGCUCAGUGGUCAUAUACCUACAUAUUUUUCUAAGCUCAAAAGGCUAGAGCUCUUGUAUAUUGGAAACAAUAGAUUAACAGGGUCAAUUCCUAGUUGGUUGGGGAAUCUUCCAAGACUCUAUUCUAUCGACUUGUCAUCCAACCUCCUCUCAGGUGAGUUUCCCAUGGAACUUUGUAGACUGCCAAGGUUGGUAUCCAAAGGAGCUGCAGUUCAAGUAGAUGGUGGUGAUGAUCUUGAAUUACCUCUCUACUCAGUCCAGGGUACAUCAGUUUUACAAUACAAAUGGUCCUACUUUCCUCUAGGUAUAAGCAUAAGAAAUAAUACCAUUAGUGGGAGCAUCCCUAUUGAGAUUGGUCAAUUACAGCUUCUCCACUACCUGGACCUUGGCAACAAUAAAAUGACGGGUUCAAUACCAACAAACACCCAGCUCCAAAGCUUCAAUUCUUCUGCAUUUGAAGGGAACACAAAUCUUUGUGGCGCUCCACUCUUGAACAAAUGCCGAACGAUCGAAGACAAGGACCCUAACAGCCGAGAUGAUGUUGGGAGUGAUAAUGAAAGUGAUCAAGUUCCAUGGCUUCAUAUAUUCGUUGUUCUUGGGUUCAUAGUUGGAUUUUGGGGAGUAUUUGGCUCUCUGGUGCUUAAGAAAAAGUGGAGGUAUGCAUAUUUCAGUUUUGUAGACACGGUUCAAGAUAGGCUGUAUGUGUGUGUAUGGACAACAUGCAGAAAUUAA
This is a messenger RNA of Argentina anserina (silverweed cinquefoil), 2014 nucleotides long. Its product is annotated as receptor-like protein 3. NCBI's taxonomy places the organism in Eukaryota, Viridiplantae, Streptophyta, Magnoliopsida, Rosales, Rosaceae. The transcript has 2 exons. The record is from RefSeq and is a predicted model, not a curated record. The coding region runs from base 50 to 2014 and encodes 654 amino acids. Gene Ontology annotation, cellular component: membrane. Gene Ontology annotation, molecular function: protein binding.